Entelurus aequoreus (snake pipefish) is the source of this 875-nucleotide messenger RNA. It is a transcript of the gene phlda2, whose product is annotated as pleckstrin homology-like domain, family A, member 2. The coding region runs from base 108 to 524 and encodes 138 amino acids. Gene Ontology annotation, biological process: positive regulation of apoptotic process. Lineage: Eukaryota; Metazoa; Chordata; Actinopteri; Syngnathiformes; Syngnathidae. The transcript is spliced from 2 exons. Gene Ontology annotation, molecular function: phosphatidylinositol phosphate binding. The record is from RefSeq and is a predicted model, not a curated record.
ACGUUGGUUCAUUCACAAAAGCCGCACUGCUAUCAGGAUUACUCCAACUAAGUGAGAAGCUUCUUCUCCGGACUGACCCACUUUGCUUCGUCACUACUUUUCACAACAUGAGAAUGUCCGCGGCGGAGAUCUCCCAGGUGCUGAAGGAGGGCGAGCUGGAGAAGAGGAGCGACAAUCUGCUGCAGUUCUGGAAGAGGAAGACGUGCGUCCUGACCGCGGACAGCCUCAACAUGUACCCCGACACGCAGAAGCGCUCCCGGGGCAAAGAGCUGAAGCUGCAGUGCAUCAAGAAGGUGGACUGCGUGGAGCGCACCGGAAGGUUCGUCUACUUCACGAUCGUCACCACCGACAACAAGGAGAUCGACUUCCGCUGUUCCGGGGAGGACAACUGCUGGAACGCGGUCAUCACCAUGGCGCUCAUCGACUACCAGAACCGGAAGGCCAUAGAGGACUUUAAGACGCGCCAGGACAACGAGAGCGCGUCCCCGGGCCAGCAAGAAAGGCGCAUGGCCAGGGCGCCCUGAACGCACCACGAUAUCUCCUAAUAUGGGUUUGUGUGUAAACCAACACAAGAAAUAAUCAUUCUAGGACCAAAAGGAAGAAAAAAAAAGGACAGAUGACGUCAUCCGGUCCAGACAUGAAGGAUUGUGGACUGAGCUGUCAAGAUGACGCUUCUAAAAUCCCCACAGAGAUUUUCCGAACUCUACUCACAUGGACUGAAAGAGUAAAGUUUGCUUUCCUCGGGGGGUGGGAAAAAGAACAUGUUAAUUUAUUUGUUUCCUGGUGUCUACUGGUAAACCUUGUUUUUGUUUAAAUUAUUUGCAAUUUCAAUGUGUGGAUUGUGUAUAUUUAUUUCAAUAAAUACAUGUGCAUUU